AGUAAGACGACUUUCACCAGGCGCGUCAAUGCAAGUGAACAAGUCCUGAAGCUGGUCAGUUCACAUCUUGAUAGCCAGCAGCGUAAUGAAGUUGUACAACAAUUACGUUAGUCCGUUCUUAGUGCUCAUCAGUAUUCUGAGAUGCAUUCGAGGAGACGACGCCAUCAUCUUCCCGGAGAACGACGGCCGAAACGAGCUGGCCGAACAGCUGCAGCUCGAUCUGGACGACAUGGAAUACGAGCGGGACAACGAUGGAGAUUCACGCGUUCCACCGCUGUUCAUACCGCGGGAUGCCGAGGACGACUACGUCCGCCUGCCGGACAAAAACGGAGACUUCGAAGUGGUGCCUCGCUUUUUCGUGCGGGAAAAUCGCCGCAGCAGUCAGCAGUUCGAUGCCGAACGAUACGUCGUGCUGCGGUUCUACUCCCGCUCGAAUAACUUGUCGCAGGAGCUAAGCUUAACGAAUGUAUCCCAGCUGACGGGUGAUUACGGCUUUAAGUUGGAGCGGCCGACAAAGAUUUUGAUCCACGGAUGGUUGGGUAGUUCGGAAUCGGAGGUUAUCGAGCCGCUGGCCAAGGCACUGCUGGAUCAAGAUGACUUCAACGUGAUCGCUGUCGAUUGGGAGAAGGGAGCGCAAACGCUGAUUUAUCCGGUAGCUCGAUAUAGAGUGAGCAAGGUGGCUGAAGUGGUUGCAGCUAUGAUCGAGAAACUACUCGAAAUGGGUCAAACUCCGGAUCAGUUUGGAAUUAUCGGUCACAGUUUGGGUGCUCACAUUGCUGGUUUAUCUGGGAAGCGUCUCAAAGAAAAGAUAGCGUACAUAAUUGGGUUGGAUCCGGCAUCGCCUCUAUUCCGGUACAAGAAGCAUCAAGAUCGACUUGCCUCAACCGACGCCCAGUAUGUGGAAGUCAUCCACAGUAACGGUAAAGCUUUAGGCCUGUUUCGGAACAUUGGAACCGUGGAUUUUUAUCCCAACGGGGGCAUAGUCCAGCCCGGCUGUGGUUGGAGUUUGACGUGUCACCACGAGCGCGCGGUUCAUUACUUCAAAGAGUCUCUCAAGGUAAAGGAUUAUUUUGCCAAUCGGUGCGCCGAUGUGCAAAAUCUUGGCGAAUCGUGCACCAUGGGCAAAGCUCGACUAGGGGGCGUCGAGUUGGGUCGGCAGCGCUUGAAACCUAGCGGAGUGUACUACAUGCUGACGGCGGCCACCAGUCCCUUUUUUAGAACGGAGGAAUAGUUUGUGUGGUAAUGAUUUACUCGAAACACUGUGAAUUUGGCUUUCACUCUCUGGAGCCACUGUUUGGAAACGUUUCUAAUGAGAUAAAAUUUAUAGAAAUAUAGCAUUCGUAAAUAAUU
Messenger RNA from Uranotaenia lowii, 1350 nucleotides. Its product is annotated as phospholipase A1-like. The record is from RefSeq and is a predicted model, not a curated record. Gene Ontology annotation, biological process: lipid metabolic process. The transcript has 2 exons. Lineage: Eukaryota; Metazoa; Arthropoda; Insecta; Diptera; Culicidae. Gene Ontology annotation, molecular function: lipase activity. Bases 86 to 1231 code for a protein of 381 amino acids.